This is a messenger RNA of Anarrhichthys ocellatus (wolf-eel), 8049 nucleotides long. RefSeq names its product zinc finger protein 385B (gene znf385b). The transcript has 11 exons. Gene Ontology annotation, cellular component: nucleus. Bases 295 to 2001 code for a protein of 568 amino acids. Lineage: Eukaryota; Metazoa; Chordata; Actinopteri; Perciformes; Anarhichadidae. The record is from RefSeq and is a predicted model, not a curated record. Gene Ontology annotation, molecular function: nucleic acid binding; zinc ion binding.
UUUGAGCGUGGCGCAUGCGCAGUCCCACCACUCUGCUCUCGGUGCGGCGCAGAGCGCGCGUUGCUCCGACAGAGUUGAUGAUCAGUGUCCGGGAUACCUGAUGGAUGGAUAGAUGGAUGGACGAUCGAUGGCCUGAUCAAUCAAAAGCCCCGCGCGGACUCACAGUCAGGACACACACACACGCGCGCGCGCACACACCUGUUUAAAAUGAGCGGCUGCUGAUAUUGUCUGUGUGAGUGGAGUUCAGCGCGCCUCUACUUUCUUCAUCCAUCCAUCACCUCCGUUUACCUUAGGAUGAAGACUCCCCUCAGCCCCUCUCAGCUCCUGGAGCGGGGGCAAAUAUUUGCCUUUGGAGGGAUGUGUCAAGAGCUGAUGGACCCCCCAACACCUACAACCAUCAGUCUCUCUGUCCAGCAGAAUCCAUCCCCAGGUCAGGGCGGAGCUUACUCACUGUGUGAGGUGUGUAACCUGCAGCUGACUUCUUCUGCUCAGGCCCAGCUGCACUACAAUGGCAGGUCUCACCUCCGGAGAGUGAGACAGCUCCAGGCUAGAGAGACAGGACAACAGGCAGGAGGGGCUCAGUCGAGGUCUCUUCCCCAGGCCACAGGGCUCAGCUACCAGCCUACAGGACUAACUCCGACCCCAGGCCUCAGUCCAGGCCUCAGCGCUCCACCUAGCACAACUGCAGGAAGUGGGUGUGGUGCAGUGGGCGGAGCUGUGCCAGGGCUAAUUGGCGCCACUGGUCCCUCGGCGAUGAAACCAUUCCUGACGUUUCCUGUCGAGACAACGCCGCCAGUCGGUCUUUUUCCGAACUUCAACACGAUGGACCCUGUACAGAAGGCCGUCAUCAACCACACCUUUGGUGUUAGUUUGGUGCCCAAGAGGAAACAGGUCAUCUCAUGCAACGUCUGCCAGCUAAGGUUUAACUCUGAUUCUCAGGCAGAAGCUCAUUACAGAGGCAGUCGUCACGGCAAGAAAAUCAAGUCUCAGGAGAACAAGACCAAGGCCAAGCAGACGAUCACUGGAGAAACCAAUGGGAGCAUCCCAAGUCCUGUUUGCCCCGCCCCUCCUGUCUCAGCUAACUGCAGCACCAAUCAGCACACAGAUCUCUUAGUCAGUCUGGCCGACUCCUUUCCUCUCAAACCCUUCCGCCUCCCCUGCUCCUCCUCCCCUUCUUCCUCCACCUCCCCCUCCUCUAGCAGACGAGGGAACGAGCCUCCUCCCUCCAGUCCCCCCACCGCUCUCCCUGCCCCGGGCCUCUUCUCCACUUCUUCCUCCUCUCCACCGUCUUCUAAAGCCUCUCAGCUUCCUGCUCCUCCAGCUCCUGUCACCUCCUCUUCAUCAGCUCCUCUCUCAGUGGAGUCCGAGGAGGAGAAGGCCAAGAAGCUGCUGUACUGCUCUCUGUGCAAAGUUGCUGUCAACUCUCUGUCUCAGCUGGAGGCUCAUAAUGCAGGUUCAAAGCACAAGACCAUGCUGGAGGCUCGGAGCGGUGCCGGCCCAAUCAAGGCCUACCCUCGAACCGGAGCCAAGCUGAAGAGCGUCAGCGGCUCUGUGCUGAAGGGCUCCGGCCUGCAGAACAAAACCUUCCAUUGCCAGAUCUGUGACGUCCAUGUCAACUCCGAGAUCCAACUUAAACAGCACAUCUCCAGCAGGAGGCACAAGGACAGAGUGGCAGGAAAACCCAGCAAACCCAAAUACAGUCCUUACAACAAACAGCAGCACAGCUCGCUCACAAAGGAGUUGGUGAAGCCCUCCCUCUCUCCGCCCUUCCUCUCUAAUCCCUUUGCUCCUCCGCCCUGCUCCCUCACUUCCACCAUCUCCUUUCCUCCCGCCCCUCUCUCCUCCUCCUUCCUCACUCCCACCUCCUCCCGCCUCACCCCAACAAUCUCUCUCUGUCCUCGCCCUCCAACCUCCUCGUCCCUCUUCACCACCUCCUUCCUGCGUCCAGCUCCUGGACCAAUGAGAGCGAGCCAAGGAUCGAUCCUCUUCACACCCUACUGAUGGCAGCGUCGGUGGGGGGGAGUCGGACCUGGCUACCUUUCACUUCUGACCUCCAGUUUGUUGGAGAGACAUCAGCUCUGCGAUCACGUCUGCAGGGACUCAAACCUACAACCUCCUUCAAAAGAAGACUUGAGAGGACAGAACCCUCACCUGCCUGGAUCUUCUCCUCGGGUCUGAAACGUCCCAGCAACCGAUGGUGAUUUUAUCCAAACCAGAACAGAACAGAGACUGAAAGUUUUCCACAUGUUCUAAAAAAAAAAGGGAUUUUCUCUUUAACACAGUUAAAAAGAUACAGAAUCAGCCCAAAAUUUUAAAAAAAAAAUCAUCUUUUUUCAUUUUGAUGACAGAGAUUCAGCUCAUUCAACACAUCCAAUACGUAAAACAUUCAACAUGUGCAAGGAAUCAUAGAGAAUAUUUAUAUUUGUUUCUUUCUUUGAUGUUAUAACUAAAAAGAACCCCAAAGUACCUCAUCAUGUUUGACAAAUUACUCUUUGAGGCAGCCGGAAUCUACUGAAAACAAAGAUAGGGUUUGUUUCGAAUAUAUUUUGGUUUGAUUGAAAUAAGAAUUCAAAACUAGGAUUCGGAAGGAACCAGAAUUUACAAGAAUCUAAAAAAUAUCUCAACAAUCCUCGAAACCCGCUCCUGGAUAAAUCGCUGUGAUUCACAGGCUAAAGAUGCAGCUUGUGUUGAGACCAACCACAAAGAAGAAGACAAAGACAACGUGUGGACUCAGUUCAGGUCUGUUUGGGUCGGGUCCUCAGAGUUUGGAGGAGACAAAUUUCCUCCGAACACAGACGCUUUUUUUCCUCUUGCUGGACGAGCUAACCGUGAACGAAUAUUACUGCAGAUGUCGUCAAGUUAUAUAAACACUGGACUGUGAUGCCACAAUGUCCUCCCUCAGUCGUCCCUGCGCUAAUGCUCAACUCGUUCCUAAAAUACAGCGUCUUGAGAAAGCAAACUGCGAGGUUGAGAAAGAGAAAUUAAACCGGACACCAUCUUGGGAUGGGAUCACACCAGGGGCGAUGGCAAAUCAGGGCCUGGGGAGUAAAGUGGCCCUCCCCCACCCUCCUACGUCUGACAACCACAAAGGAAAAGACCACAAAGGAAAAGACCAAACAGAACGAUUUAUUUGUCUCUCAGUUUUUUCUGACUUCAUGUCUGUGGCUCUCAGCUCCAAGCCCACUGGUUUCUACUGAAGACAUAAAUCUUUCAUAACAACUUCCAAAUAUAAAGUGAAAAAAAAUAAUUCCCCUCAACUGUAAUUCAUUCAGUUUUUUGCCAAAAAACAAUUAAAUCUAAAUAUAUUUAGACUAAAAAACAAAACAAAAUUAUCUUUAAAAAACUAUAAAUGUGUAUUAUGUGUGUAAUUGAUGGCAUGUAACCCUUCUCAAACUACCCUAAACAUCACCACGGACAUCACGUGUCCUCAAUGGUGUCUACAGCCCUACCAAGGUGGAAUAGAGGAAUUAUCCUUUAUCCUUUCAAAUUAUCGUUUAUCCAGACAAAAAAAAUCAGUGUUGACAGGUCCACUCCUUCCAUUUAAACUCCCCAAAACCCUCAAACAAUAAGCCUUAACAGAAAGCCACAUCAGGAUUGUUAAUCCAGGACAGUUUGUUUUCACCUACCGUUGACUCAAUUGCUGUAUGUUUGGAACCAGACUUUGAAAUGAUAUAUAGACGGCUGAUAUCCACACUACUGCUUAUACCUGCUGUCCUCUCCACUGCCAGCGUGUUACAGACUCACUCUACACUCUGGACCCGGCUACUUCCUGGUUUUACAGUGAAAGAGGCCUUUCGUCCUGACUGUUGCCUGGUGGGAACAGUCCGUCGGUUUCACCUUCCUGCUGUCACUGAAUCUGACCAGAACUUUCUGGAGUUUUUAAGGCGUCUGAGCAGAAACUUUUACUCAACCCGAGGAACUUCUUAAGACUUUUAACACAUUACUGGAACUUUUCACAGCCUGCCACAACAAAGGAACUCUUUUCUUAAUGAAGCUUACUCACUCUCCACGAGGAAACAGAACAUAUAAACAUUUCUCCCGUUGAUUUUUUCUGAGCUCUGAUAAGUUACUUUACAGUGUAUGUUGUAAAUAUUAACCCUAAGCUUUAUCACGACUUUCAAACAACAGCAUGAUCUUUCCGUCCAGCCAACAUUGGUCCAGAGCCUCAUUACCUUUCCUUUAGUGCCACCCUCAAGAUACACAUCACACGUUUAGCUCUGCUCCUAGUAAGGCUCUACGAACAGCUAAUAAUGAACAUGUGUGACAAAAUAUUCCUCUUCUUACUACCUUUACUCUAAACUUUCAAAUGCAUCUGCUUCUGACUUCAGAUGUUGAUAGUCCACCUUGAUCUUUCUCUGGCCGUUCACUGACUCCUUGGCGAUGACCUUUGAUCUCUUCCCAGUCAAUGCUGUCACUGGCUUUGAUCCGGCAUUACCAGACAGAUGAUGUUAUAUUCAUUCAGUCUCUUGUAGCUGAGGUGUAUUUGUAUUUUUACACCCCAUCUCAAUACAAGUAUAUAUGGCUAAACUCACCUAUGACUGUUGACAUCUGAGCAGAGAAAACGACUAACUACUGUAGGUGGGUAUAAAUGCAUGCAGCCCACCAGACACUGACAGACUUUAGAGGGCUCAAAUGCCUGAUCAGCGACCCAAGCUGUCUUUAAAUGUGAAACCUUUGAGGAUUGGAAAGGAGUUUCUCAAUGAAAGAAAAGGUCACCUGUAAGUGGCUUAAAGUGUGUCACUACUUUGCCAGCUUUUAUGGCUCCAAUAUUGCGAAAAAAUGCUUGCUGCUGCCCUGAGAUGUCACGACAUUAACCCUAAUCAGUUCUGAAUAACUUACGUCUCUGCCAUCGUCUCCAUCAUGAGUCACUGUGCGACCCUGUGAUGGUAAAAAAUCUCACUUGUAGGUCCAUAACCGCACUUAGGGGCAUCUGCACAAGCAAAAAUACAAUUUAAAAAAUAUCUCAAAUAGGAAAAUGUUUAAAUAGUGAGUUUAUGAUGGAAGGGAAAGACAGAUAUAUUUGUCUAUGUACAUGUAUUUAACAGUCAUAACCAAACAAAACAGCAUUAAUUGAUCAAAAGUGAUGACCAAAUAGAAAUCACGCUGGACAAAAUUGGAUAAUAGACCUAGAAAUAUCAGGACGAACGGCAGAUGGUCUUCUUUAGUAUUUUGUAUUUAUUGGUCUGUUCAGACAGCCUCCCAAGCACUGAACUGAAUAUUCAAGUUCAAAGGCAGCCAACAGCGAGACUUUAAAAAAAAUGGGUUUUGUCAUGUCUGUGCUGAGAGGGUGGUUAUCUUGAUUACCCUACUUUCCUCACACUGCCCUUUUUUUUGCUCAUAAAUGAAACAAUAAUUUCUAUAUCCUAAUCAUGUGUUUUGUUAAAGUUUUGGCUGUUCCCUUUUGGUCUUAAAUUAGGAGAUUUUCAUCAUCCUUCAUCAUGUAUCAGACUUAGGUCAUGUGAUGAGGCCUGAGCUAGAUCCAAUCGCUAAAGAAGUGUAGAUGUGGUUGAAAGUUCAGAAAAAAAGCUUGAGUGGACCUUUGAGUUGAGAUUAUUUUGUCACACAAACUGAAUCUCCCUGCUCAACAUCAGCAUAUUGUCUUGCUUCGCCAUCGAUUUCAUAUUGUGGGAGUAAUGAACACAGCAGCCUGUAGGCGGCACCAGCAGAACCUUCCUGUUUGCAUUUUUAGACUUCUAUGUAGUGAAUUUAAAAUGAUCAGGUGGUUGUUUGAAGGUCGUGAAAGGGCUUCCCAGAACCAGGAGAAACCAUAGAAAACGUGACACCUUUAAGUUAAAGAAGAGGUGUAAAAGUUCCUCCUUCUGAUGAUGUAACAGGAUGUUUUUUUAGGGAGUCCACUUCAGUCUGAAGGCUCUUCUCUGAUUGGCUAUCAGCAAUUUGAAUAACUGAACCACCUGGGGGUAGAGUCGCUUGUUCCGCUCAGCAAUCAGAUAAUUCAACAGAAACUGAUGAAAUGGGUGAAAGUGUUUUGAAAGGGCUUCAAUCUAAGUGGCUGGAGUAGACACAGGACAAGUUCACAGUUCACAGUUUCUAUACAGCCAAUAUGGACAGGAGGAACAGUUAGUGACCAAUAACUCUUGGAUAGAAUAUGUAAUUGUGAGUGUUGUAUUAAGACUCAAAAUAAAAGGAAUACAUAAUAUGUCAGCCAUUCCACGGCUGCUGUUUUUGUAAGUACAAAAACAUAUUUCUAAGCUGUUUUACUAAGUAAGAAACACUGUUUAGAGUACACAAAAGUUAUUUUCAGGCAAAAAGAAAUGUUGUUUGGUAUUUCUUAAAACAAAGUCCCCAUCUAAACAUUUUGGGUUUGAAACCAGCCAAACUUUUCAGAUCAAGAACAAUCCAUUAGGAUUGAGUGGCAAUUAUUAUCUAUGGUUAGAAAUGGUUGAUGUUUUCUGUCUGUCUUCCUUCCUCCUCCUGAAGAACUUGAAGCAUCUCAGUCUUCCAAUAAUGAACAAACAGGUUUAAGGACAAUAUGUGUGUGUGUGUGUGUGUGUGUGUUUAUCUAUGCAGUAUUUUGGUCUCACGGGGCAGUAACGUUAAUCAAUUUUAUCAACAUGCAAACUGUAAAAAGAAGACAAAGUGUCAAAUCAAAUGUUGAUGAUGCUUGUAAAACGAACCUCUGAACUCGUCAACUAAACUUCCUCCUCUGUCCGAUGAUGUCAUCAAGAUGCAAUAAUGUACAGAUCAGCUGCUGCUUUUCUAUUCGCUCCGCUUCUUUAUCAGCAAUACGCAGGCCUGAGAGUCUUGAUACUGGUCCGAGUCUUGAUACUAGCCCGAGUCUUGAUACUGGGGUUGUAAUACUGAAAUGAAACAAACAGGGUUGCACUGUUUGAUUUGUUUCCGAGUUGACAGGAUAUAAACUUUUCAUUUCUGUUUAAACUGUCGAAAUGUUUUUGGCGAAAAACUGAGUAUGUAUGAAUGUCUGUCUGUGUGCGUGUGUGUGUGUGUAUGUGUGUGAAGACGUGUUUUACCUGUGUUGUGGGGACACAUUUUGAUCACACGGUCACAUUGUGGGGACUCACCUUCCUUUUGGGGUCAAAAUGCACGUCCCCAUAUUGUAAAUCUUUACAUUUUAGGGUGAAGACUUGGUUUAAAGUUAGGUUUAGGUUUAGGCUUAGGUUUAGGUCUAGUGUAAGGUAAAGGUUAGGAUUAGGUUAGGUUAUGGUUAGGGUAAGUCUCCAGGAAAUGAAUGCAAGUCAAUGAAAUGUCCCCAAAAGUCAUGUGAAAGCAACUGUGUGUGUGUCUGUGUGCGUAUUCUCUCCAUGCUUGGAAUGAAUCAUCGGAUUUAAUCACUUCCAAAGCUCAUUUUCUAUUAACCCAAGAGGAUGUGCAAACAGUGAAAAAUUAAAGUGUUUAAAGGAGCAGUUCACCCAAAAUGCUACAGACAGGGCUCUACUCUGAGCCAGACAGGAGUUGUUUUUAACACAUCUGUAAUAUUGUUUCAUUGAAAAGUUAUUUGCACCAGUGGUUAUUGAAUUUUAUCUUUCAAAAUUUUAAACAGUAAAUCAAGUUUUUUUUCUUUUGACAUUUUUCACUUACUGUAUUUAAAAAGAAUAAUAUUUAUACAGACUUUUUAUUAAUAUGUCUGAACCGUGUUGACACAUCAAGUUCAUUUUUUCUCCACGCAAUAAAAAGGAAAGUCAAAGAUUCAAUUCAACCCAUCUUCACCUUUUAAACCUUUCAGAUAUUAUUUUGAAUAGAAACAGGUGAAUCGCUUAAAAAAUUGAAUCAUCAAGAUGUUGACAAUGAAACAAGAAAAAGUUCAGAGUUAAAAAUAGACUGAUAUUUCUUUUGGACUUUGGCUCAGAUCAGCAGCUUUCAAUCGUACUCAUACGUGCUAAAACGUGACACUUCCUGCUUCAGAGAACCUCCGUCCACUUCAUAUGUACAGUAUUUAUUUUCAGAACUUGUUUUUUUAUGAUGAUUAUAAUGCAAAUAUGCAAUGCAAACUUGUCAGGUUGAGCAUAUGUAACAUUUCUCUCCUUACCAUUUUAUUUAUGUAACUUUGUUUUAUUUGUUUUCAUUAAAAAA